This is a messenger RNA of Ectocarpus sp. CCAP 1310/34, 411 nucleotides long. The record is from the annotation of a GenBank genome assembly. Lineage: Eukaryota; Phaeophyceae; Ectocarpales; Ectocarpaceae.
AUGGGGAGCCACGACUACUUCCUCAUCAACCCCCAUGGGCUCCCAAUUUUUUUGAAUGCACCAAAAAAGCUGGUGGACUCCAGUAUGCCCCAUCGUGCCCCAUGGUGCCCCAUGAGGCCUCAUGGGGCACCAUCAGGCCUCAUGAGGCCUAUAGUUUAAUUUUAUGUUUCCCUUUUCCCGCCUUUUUCGAUAUAGUUUCUUGUGGGAUCUCAUGGUGCUGUUAUGGCAUUUGGAGGUAGACAUGUGAUCGUGGUUGACCAUGGUUGUUUCGCGCCGUCGGAUGCUAAGACGUGACGUCAUGCUAGAUCAGGGCUUUAUGCCGAGUCAUGUGCCCUUCUGUUCAAUGUGUGCGUACAGACGAUCUCUGAUCGUGUGUGCGUGGGAUAUUGUGAGUUGGCUUGGAAAGCGUUA